Messenger RNA from Diachasma alloeum, 1401 nucleotides. Its product is annotated as lipase 3. Gene Ontology annotation, molecular function: hydrolase activity, acting on ester bonds. The record is from RefSeq and is a predicted model, not a curated record. The coding region runs from base 83 to 1348 and encodes 421 amino acids. The transcript is spliced from 6 exons. Lineage: Eukaryota; Metazoa; Arthropoda; Insecta; Hymenoptera; Braconidae.
GUGACAACGAUGUCACUAUUGUUGACGAAGUGUAUUCAGUCCCUCCUGUCCUGACCAAACUGCAUAUUAUUUAGAGUUAACGAUGGUUAAGCGCCUACAGAUAAUUGUUGCAAUUUUAUUUUCAUUCCAACUACCAACAUCGUCAUUUGAUCUUCGAACCAAAUACUUUCGGAGCGACGAGGAGGCCAACGGGACGAGGUUCUACGCCCUCGACUUCCUGGGACUGAUUGAGAAGCACAGACGUGAGGUGCAGUGGCACAACGUCACCACUGAGGAUGGAUACAUCCUCUCGUUAUUCAGAGUCCCGCCGAAUUCUGCAUAUCACAAUGAAACACGAAAAAGUCGUGCAUUUUAUCUGCAGCCUGGGUUGGGUGCCACUGCUGAUAUUUUUAUUUUAUUCGGACCUGGCAGAAGUCUCGCUUAUUCGCUAUCUGACGCUGGAUACGAUGUUUGGAUCGGCAAUGUACGAGGGACUCACUACAGUCGUAGACACAAAAAGCAUUCAACUGAUGAUUCAGAAUUCUGGGACUUCAGUAUGGAUGAAUACGCACUUCGGGAUUUACCAGCAAUGCUCGAUUACAUUAUCGCAACCACAGGACAGCCACAAUUGUCCUACAUCGGUCACUCCCUCGGAACCACCCUGAUUCUAAUGCUGCUCGCUGAUAAACCAGAAUAUAAUCAUAAAUUAACAGUUGUCAUCCACUUUGCUCCAGUGUCUUACUGGAAGACUUGGAAUCUCAUCAGACUUCUCCUAGCAAUCGUCGCUUCAUUCCUGCAGGUGUUGCCACCAAGUGGGGCAGUUGAAUUCCCAAUUCCCAAUAUCGCCCAGCCCGCGAUUAUUCAUUACUUCUGCUUAAACGCCGUAACAGUGAAAUUGUGCCGGAUUCCGUUCAGAAUACUGCUCGGCCAUGAUCCAGAGCAAUUUGACGUCGACGAAGAGGCAGUGUAUUUACUGAGCCACUACCCUGCAGGGACUUCAGCAAAGGUAUUUCAGCAUUAUGGACAGCAAUUAAGAUGGGGAAGCUUUGGGCAUUACAAAUAUUGGACGACAGCAGGAAAUCGUGAGGCCUAUGGACAAGCCAAGGCUCCAGAGUACGACCUGAGCAACAUUCGAGCGCCGACAAUAAUUUUCGAAGGACAGAACGAUCCGCUGGCAACCCUAGAAAAUGCUGGGAAUCUAGUCAAAAUACUUCCCGAGGACCUCGACUUGAAUUAUCAAAUUAUUGAACACAAGAAAUUCGGUCAUGGGAGUUUUGUCACUGCUAAAGAUGUUAAAAAAAUCCUCUACGAACCGAUGUUGAAGAUUCUUGAGGAUUUUUAUAAAUCCAAGGAAACAGGCGAUAAUUAAUUAACAAUUAAUUACAAAUAAUAAAUGAUUAAUUAUUAAUUAAACAACAAUUA